Messenger RNA from Salpingoeca rosetta, 1555 nucleotides. RefSeq lists its product as uncharacterized. The transcript has 2 exons. Lineage: Eukaryota; Choanoflagellata; Craspedida; Salpingoecidae. The record is from RefSeq and is a predicted model, not a curated record. Bases 1 to 1293 code for a protein of 430 amino acids.
AUGUUACAGUUCGAGCAGCAGCGUGCACAGCGAGCGGCAGCAAAGGAGCAAUUGCGUGAAUACGCAUUGCACGCAAUCAAGUGCGUUCCCCGCUGGGAGUCUGUGAUCAAGGGGCUGAUGUACCCCAUUGGCAUCGCUGUGGCCGGGAACUGUGUUGACGUGUAUGGUUUCGUCCUUGGACACAAGACGUUCGCUGGUGGCCAGAAGAUGCCAGUCAUCAACACCAUCACCCUAACAUCCACCACGCUGUCCAAGUUCUCCCGUGUGCUGGAUGUGCUCUUGUCUGAGCCCCUGCUGGCCUACUACGACUCGCUCUACGCCAGAUGCUUUGGAGCCCCUGCCACCACCUCUCCGCCACCGCUGCCAUCUCCCCAGUGCGAUAUCCCACCUGCUCUUGUUGAGCGCAUUCGCUUGAGCGGCGAUUGCCCCGAGGAACCACAGCAGCCACAGCACCAGCAGCACCAGCAGCACCAGCAGCACCAGCAGCAGCAGCAGCCACAGCACCAUCAGCAGCAGAAAGACGAGGUCGUCUUGGCCAACAUGCGCGUGUUCUUCGAGUUUGAAGAACUAGCGGCAGAUGUGACGAUUAUUGACGACACUGUGGUGAAGCGUGUGCCUGACGACCACAACAUCGACCAUAUUCUUCACAUGUGGCGCAUCCUGCACCCACGUCACCCGAUUCGCGUCAUCAACAGCAACACCAUCGUCAUGCCCUUCCUCGGCAGCGGCAAGUUCACCACGCCAGAGCAGCUGUUGUGUGUGGCAGAGCAGCUCCUGCGGUUGUGUUUCCACUCACUUCCCCACGCCGAUGUCAGGAAGGAGAAUAUAGCAGUGAGGAACGCUGAAGUCGCGUUCCUCAUUGACCUUGAGGAUUUUGGUGAGUACACGCCGGACGGCUUCAACUGUUGUCUGCUGGAACGGCAUCCUGACUUGUUUUGUCGCUCGGGCAGGGACCGGCUGCCGUUCAAAAGCAUCCACGACUUUUACUCACUGGCCAUGGCAUGGGCUCGCCCCGACUUUGGCGAGAGAUUUGAUGUCCUGAGCACGUGUGAUCGGUUUGAGGAUGCGUGCCGGCGACUUGUUGAGUGGCUGCAGCAGAAGAAGCGUGACAUGGCGCAUGAGGGCAGUGGGAACGCUGAUGACGGUGACCACGGACAUGAUGAUGAGGAGGAGGAGGAGGAGGAGCAGGAGGAGCAGGAGGGGGAGCAGGAAGGCCGUGAGGUGGGCGUGAAGAAGAAGCUGAAGAUCCUCAACAAGCUCAUCGAAGGAAUGCAGAACGCUACCAUCCUUUGACCUGUGUUGGUGCAGCCACUCUUGCCUUCUUUGAUGGUGGUGGCGGUGACAGGGGAUGAUGAUGACGGUAGUGGUGGUUGAGGUGGUGGUUGAGGUGGUGAAAUUGCUGUGUCUGGUGUUUUGUCUGCUGUUGCUUUUGCUAAUUUGCUUGUUGUGGUGGGCCAGGCCUCCUUGUGAUACUUGUUGUGCGUGCUAUGAUGGUGUGACUUCCAUGAAGCUAAAUAUGGUAUGCGUCUAUCCCGUGCAUAAAAGAGUGGCGUGA